AGCAUAUCACCAUUGUUGGCAUGGAGAAGUUGAUCUGCCGUGGUGUUGAAAACCUUUCUACCUGCAUGAUCUAGAAUGACAAUUGUUGACACCAGAACUCAAGUGUUGCAGGUGGUAUUUUCUUGGGACAGUUGGAACAACUGUAGUAGCACCAAUCGUCCAACACGUCGUCAACUUUGGCUAUCAACUCGUAAUAAUUCC
Molecule: messenger RNA, 201 nt
Organism: Linum tenue
Lineage: Eukaryota; Viridiplantae; Streptophyta; Magnoliopsida; Malpighiales; Linaceae
Source: the annotation of a GenBank genome assembly